Talaromyces atroroseus is the source of this 2628-nucleotide messenger RNA. RefSeq lists its product as hypothetical. The coding region runs from base 1 to 2628 and encodes 875 amino acids. Gene Ontology annotation, cellular component: cytoplasm. The record is from RefSeq and is a predicted model, not a curated record. The transcript has 8 exons. Lineage: Eukaryota; Fungi; Ascomycota; Eurotiomycetes; Eurotiales; Trichocomaceae. Gene Ontology annotation, molecular function: oxidoreductase activity.
AUGGCAUCCAAGACUCCCAUCCCUGUGGAAAACCCCACGCUCCCCUUCUGGCUCACAGACCGGUCGCCUCUGGACCAAAUCCGCUCCACGCCAGAGCUUCCCCAGGAAUCCGACAUUGUCAUUAUUGGCGCUGGCUAUGCUGGAGUGAGUCUUGCCUAUCAUCUUCUUACCUCUGAGGCUGCCAAAUCAUCGCCGCCGCCAUCUAUCACCAUCCUCGAGGCGAGGACCGUUUGUUCCGGCGCAACGGGACGCAAUGUACAACAUGAUGCUAGACAUGUGAGAAUAACAAAGCAGACAGGCGGCCAUCUCCGGCCAGAUGUCUACGGCGAAAUCCCGCUGUACAUACAACGGCAUGGCUUAGAACUAGCGACCGAGGUCGCAGAGUUCGAGCUGUCGCAUGUAAAGGCCAUUCAAGCCGUGCUCAAGAAAGAGCAGAUUGAGGACUGUGACCUGGUCAUCACUCGCAAUAUGAACGUCUACUUGCACGCCGAACGCGGUAAGCGAGUGAAAGACGCCAUUGACAAGUUACGCGACCAAGGAUGCACGUUUGUGGAUGAUAUCUUCCAUGCUCCGGACAAGGAUGCCGAGGCUAUCUCCGGGGUGAAAGGCGCCAAAACCGCCUUUUCAUUCACCUCCGGCUCUCUCUGGCCCUACAAAUUCAUCCUCGGCCUGCUGCGCAAGGUGCUCGAAUACGGCGGUGACAAGAUCAACGUCCAGACCACGACGCCCGUGACGUCUGUCAGCAGCAGCUCUGCGACAUCACACACCAUAACCACGCCGCGCGGCACUAUCAAAGCAAAACAAGUAGUCUACACAACCAACGCGUAUACCUCCGGCAUCCUCCCAGAAUAUGCACCCGCCAUCAUCCCCGCGCGCGGCAUUGUGUCGCAUAUCGACGUGCCCGACGCUCAAAAGCCGCCGCCGCAUUUGAGCUAUACGUAUGUCGUCUGUCCGCAUGAAAGCACCGGGGUGGACUAUAUGAUUGUUCGACCGGAUGGUAGCAUUGUGGUCGGAGGCGCGCACCAGAUCCAUGCCAAUCCGUCUCGGAAGCCCGAGGAUAAUACCGAGUGGUAUAGGAAUAGCGACGAUAGCACGCUUAUCGAGUCCACUAAGGGCUAUUUUGAGGGGUAUAUGCAGAAAUAUUUCCGAGGAUGGGAGGAUAGUGGUGCGCAUGUGAAGGAGUUGUGGACUGGCAUAAUGGGCUACUCGUCCGACUCGGCGCCUCACGUUGGUCAGGUCCCCUCCAGACCCGGACAGUAUAUCAGUGCCGGGUUCACGGGACACGGCAUGCCAGUGAUAUUUCUGACGACCAAGGGCCUGGCCGAGAUGAUUCUCGCAGAGAAGAAAUUCGAGGAAACGGCAGUGGCGCUCAUUGUUCCGUUUCUGCUUGCGCUCAAGCAGUCGGUCGCAUGCUUCGCAGUGUAUGUGUUCAGUGUCGACGACCGCCAGGCUUGCCGGAGGAUGGGCAUCGUGGUGGUGAUGGCGGUGAGGGUUUUGUUCCAUGUCGUUGGUUUGCUCGGCUUGGGCGAUGGACGUACCCCCGAAACCGUGUUCGACGGCCUGGCAUGUCCGUCGAACAAGUCCUCAUAUGCAGGCGCGGCCUCGUGCGAGACAGGCGAUCUGGUGCCCAUGGGAGGAUUUGUUGAGGUUGAUGUUGUUGUUGUCCGACAGAUAUCGCCCUAUCUCUGUUUCUCUCAUUCCCAAUCAUAUGUUUCUCUGAAUGCAUAUCCCAAUGCAACUUCCACGGCAUCUUUCUUUGAACCAGGCGCGUCUUUUUCACUUCGCUCCAAGCAGACGGUUUCUGAAGAUGCCAGUGCCACCAUCCCCCCCCCCAAUUUCAAUGAACAUGAUCUCUCAUCACGCACCCCCCUAUCCGGACUCGCUCUUCUUCUGCAAGAAACUUCCCACAAUAGAUGGGGAUUUCCCAUUUUUCGAACUACCUAUGCAAACAAUGAUUUAUUUACCGCAUAUUUGAGCGAAAUCUAUCGCUCGGCCAAUGAAAGCCUUGAAAAUAUCGGCCGGAGAGAGGCCUUGAGUCCAUAUUUUUCCUGCCCCGUGAUUGAGCAUCCACUGUCCCUGAAUGGACUGUCGAAAACUCAGAUCCGGGAGCGGUUUUCAGCGUGGGUGAGAGAUACAACAGAUCAGCGAGAUGGCGUGGGUGCAGUGAAAAUGCGAGAGUUGAAGGCACCGCAGUACGAAUUCUGUCUCAUGGUUGAUGAGGAGUGUUUAGUGUCUUUUUGGCAGGCGCAGCAGCAACCGCAUGGCGGGUGGAAGGGAAAUGGGAAGGUGGUGGUUAUUGAGCGGGACUGGUCACCGGAAAAAUACCGUGGGCAGCAGAACGAGGAUUGGACGGAUGGGGAGAGCCACAGGAUAUUUGACAAGGAAUAUCUGGAGGAGAACGGAGAGGAGUACGAAAGAGACGUUCCCCCCACUCCUUUUGAGGAGAUCGACGGAUGCCGGAGUCCCCUUGUUGGUUGGAUGUAUGCCGAUAUUCACCAUCUCAAGUCUCUCUACUGCGAGUGUCUGGAGAACAGCUACCGGGAAAACUGGUAUGAAUCUUAUGUUCGGCCACCGGGGAUAUAUCCAACACUUUAUAGGCACGAACAGCCCUGGAAAUAUUCAAUCUGA